ACAAACACGGUCCUGCCGAAGAUGGCGGAGAGUUUGUAGACGCGUAAAAAAAAGAGGCUGUUCUGCUCAAUGAAAGCACCGAAACCGGAUAUGUAGAGGCUUUGAAGCUGCACUGGAUCCUGAAUGGAGCUUGACUGGGGCUUGUACUAGCCAAGGAUGUGAGGCUGACUGAGGGCUGAUGUCAUCUUUCCCCUGCUGCAGAGGUGCUGAUAUGCGCUGAAGAUGAGUGGUGUAGGAGACAACUCGCUGGAGCUUCUGUGCGCCAACCGCAAACGUAAACUGUCUACCUGUGACACACCGGGUUUAGGGUGUGACAAGCGUCGGAGGGAACAGGAGAGCAAGUACAUUGAGGAGCUAGCUGAGCUCAUUUCUGCCAACCUCUCCAACAUCGACAGCUUCAACGUCAAGCCUGACAAAUGUGCCAUCCUCAAGGAGACUGUCCGGCAGAUCAGGCAAAUCAAAGAGCAAGGAAAGAACUCUUGUAGUGAUGAUGAUGUCCAGAAGGCGGAUGUUUCCUCCACUGGCCAAGGGGUCAUUGACAAGGACCAUCUGGGACCAUUGCUCCUACAGGCCCUGGAUGGCUUUCUUUUUGUGGUGAACCGCGAAGGAAACAUUGUUUUUGUGUCAGAUAAUGUCACCCAGUACCUGCAGUACAAGCAGGAGGAGCUCAUCAACACUAGUGUGUACAACAUCCUCCAUGAUGAGGACAGGGAGGAGCUCCACAAGAAUCUACCCAAGUCAAAUGUAGCACCAAAUGGGGCACCGUGGGGUGGAGAGGUGCCCCGGCAGAAGAGCCACACCUUCAACUGUCGAAUGCUGGUGAAGUUCGUCCACGGCCGUAGUCACGGAUUGUCAGAAGAGGGAGCUGGCAGUCAGCGCUAUGAGACCAUGCAGUGUUUUGCACUCACACAACCCAGGGCCAUGAUGGAAGAGGGAGAUGAUUUACAGUCUUGUAUGAUCUGUGUGGCACGACGCGUCACUGCAGGAGAGAGAACAGAGAGAUUCAGUACUCGUCAUGAACUGUCCGGUAAACUCAUUGAAAUUGAACAGCAAAGCACUCUUCACACCACUAUGCGCCCAGGCUGGGAGGAUCUAGUGAGGCGUUGUAUGCAGAUGUUCCUUCAUCACAGUGAGGGACAACCCUGGUCCUAUAAACGACAUUAUCAUGAUGCUUUCCUUCACGGUCAUGCUGAGACCCCACUCUACCGCUUCUCGCUCCGCGAUGGCACCCCAGUCACAGCACAGACCAGGAGUGAUCUCCGUAGGAAUUCCAAUCCAAAUGAACCACCCACCUUCCUUUCCACACAUUUGCUGCAAAGGGAGCAGAGUAGUUACCGUGGUAAUCAAGGUGGAGGUAUGAGGUCCCAACGCAUGGGUAUGAACAACCCUAACCAACAGAUGAACAUGGGCCCAGGAGGGGGUAUGACUAUGAACAGAGGCUAUGGAGCGGUGGAACAGGGCAACAUGCAACAAAGAGGAGUGCCUCUCUACACUGGUGGCAAUCGCAUGAAUUCCAUGAACCAAAUGACUCCCAUGAGUCAGAUGAAUCAAAUGAAUUCUGUACAUCAGAUGAACAAUAUGAGUCAAAUUAACCAGAUGAAUCAAAUGAAUUCCAUGCACCCAAUGAACUCUGUGAACCAAAUGGGGCCAGUGAAUCAGAUGGGCCACCAUGGCAUACAUCAACAGCAACAUCAGCAAAUGGGUCACUUCCAUGGAGCAGGAGCUGGAGCAGGAUACAGCAUGGGAAUGGCAAGUCCUCCCCAGGCCAGUCCAGGAAUUAAUGCCUUGGGUUCACCCAGAGUCCGAGGAAGCCCCAAGAUAGGCGCCAACCCCUUCUCUUCUGGAGGUAUGAACUCUCCCAAAAGUUCAACUCACCCUGUUAACUCUGGAUGUGGAGGGGGAGGGCCCACCUUCUCAAGCAGCUCCUUAAAUGCUCUCCAAGCCAUUAGUGAGGGAGUAGGCAAUUCGGUGCCCUCUUCCCUCACAUCUCUUUCCUCACACAAGUCUGACAGCUCCCCUAGUGUCAAUUCCACCAACCAUGGAACAGGAGGACUUUGUAAACCAGGGCACAUAUCCCAUUCUGAGUCAAAGAGUCCAGGCAGCUCACUGGGUCCUGGAGGAGAGCAGCAGUCUCAGCAGCGCUCUCACAGCCCUGCUAGUGAGGGAACUUCUGACAAGCCAGACAGCCAGGCCAGCAGAGAGGUGGGUCCAGUUGGAGGAGAACCUAAUCGCCGAGUCUCUGACAACAAGAGCCACAAAAAGCUGCUCCAGCUCCUCACCUCUCCUACAGAUGAACAGGUUUCUCUUAAUCAGACACCUAGUUCUGGGCCUAACACAGUGUCUGAGGCAAAAGAUGGAUCAUCAAGUGUCACAAGUCCCUCCUCCUCAACUGGAGUGUCCUCUUCCACAGGUGGGAAUAGUCAGCAAUGUCAUGGACCGGUGUCCUCUUCUGGUGGUACUGGCCAUUUUACCAGUCAGUCAUUGCAAGAGAAACACAAAAUCCUUCACAAGCUACUGCAGAAUGGGAACACUCCAGAUGAUGUGGCUCGUAUCACAGCUGAGGCCACUGGGAAGAGCUCCAUGGAGUCUGGUGGGCCAGAGGCUGGGCCCACAGCCACUGGAGGGGUUAGGCCAUCGGAAUCAAAACAAGAACAGCACAGCCCAAAAAAGGGGAAGGCCCAUGCCCUCCUUCACUACCUCCUCAAUAAGGAUGACUCUAAAGAUGGUAGUGAUAUCAAGCCAAAGUUGGAGGAGCUUGAGGGGAAAGGGAGCCAGGGUGGAAGGGUCUCUAGCUCUGAUGUCCACCCUUUGAAUGGAAAAGUCAAGAUGGAGCCAUCUGAUGAGAUGGAAACUCUGGAGACCAUUCUGGGUGGCCCAAGGAACAGCUCAUGCUUUUACCCUGAACCAGACUCCAGAGCAGGGAAGGAAGUGGGAACUAAACAAGGAAAUAUGCCUGACAGUUUACAUGACGGUGAGAGAGGCUCUGUGGCUCCAGGUCAGCGUGCCUAUCAACGGGCCUUGUCUCUGGACGCGAAGCCCUUAGGUGGAGACGGAGCACUAGGAGGUGGACUGGCUGGGAGGAGAAAUGUCCCCUGUCCAACCAUGGUCAAACAAGAGAACAUGGAUUCUUCCCUCCGAACAGGGAGUGUGCCCAGUGGCUUUAAUGGAGGCGUGGGUGUGUGUCCACCACGAGCCAGUGCCACAAGAGGCAUAGGCAGAGGCAUGGGAAUGCCACAGUGCCCUCCAAUGGCAAGCUCAGGGGACUGGGUGAUCCCAAGGUCUAAUGCAAGUCCUGGGGCUGGACCAGGACAUCUUGGCAUGGGUAGAUCUGGCACUAUGGGAGGGCCCAUGUUGAGUCGCUCAAACAGUGUGCCUGCAAAUACCAGGUCUAUGCUGCAGCAACAACUCAUGGAUAUGGGUCCUAAUGAUAACAUGAGUAUUAACCCGUUUGGUAGACACGGACCUUCUCCUCAGUCUCCUUCCUGGCAAGAUUCUGCUAUGGGAAUAGACAGAUCACAAAGUAACACAAACAGGGAACCAUUUGGACACCCCUUGGAUGAGCUGCUUGGACCUCUGACUAACAGUGACGGCCAGAGUGACGAACGGGCACUUCUGGACCAGCUGGACUCUCUGCUGAACAAUGCUGAUGUCAUGGCAUUGCAGGAGAUAGACCGCGCACUCGGCAUCCCUGACCUAGUAGGACAGAGCCAGGGACCUGAGGGGCACCAGCAGAGCCAGGACCAAAGCCAGGUUCAGUGCCCUCCACCAGGACCAGAGUCCUCCAUAGGCAUGGACCAAAAGCCCAUCUAUGGCCAGGGUUACCCUGUGCCCCCAUCCAUGGGUAUGCAGUCUGCUUAUGGUGGAAAUCCAAUGCAAGGACAGUCUCCUGCAGGCUUUAACCCCAUGAUGAAUCAGAUGAGCCAGCCAGGGGGCUUCCCUGGUAUAAGUAUGGGCAAUCCCCGUGCCACCAUGAUGAGGCCCCGCAUGAUGAAUGCCACCAAACCCCUGCGACUGCAACUACAGCAAAGACUACAAGGACAGCAGUUUAUGAACCAAACUCGACAAGGUAUGAAGAUGGAAAAUGUGCCUGGAGGAAGCCCCGUCAUGCGGCCAGGCAUGCAGCCUGGUAUGCAGGCAGCUGGCAUGGCGGGUCAGCCUGGUUUCCUGAAUGCACAGAUGAUGGCUCAGCGCACGAGAGAGAUGAUGACCAUGCAGAUGAGGAGGCAGCGGAUGAUGAUGAUGAUGCAGCAGGGGCAGGGGGCAGCAGGAGGCUUCAGCCCUCCUCCAAAUGUCACAGCACCAGGAGGCAUGGACAACCCCAUGGGAGGGCCCCCCAUAAACCAGCCUGGACAGCAGGCCUUCAACUACGGAGGCAACUAUGGAAUGAACCAGCAGGGGGACCCACCAUUCUUGGCUCCAGGGAGCAGCCCACCUGGCAGCAUGAUGCCAGGGCGGAUGGGAGGCCCUCCUCAGAACACCAUGAUUCCAGGAGUGCAAGCCAAUCCUCAGGGGGUGCCUAUGUACCCAUCUGGAGACAUGAAGGGCUGGCAACAGGGUGGCAUGCCACGCAGCAGCUCUUAUCCCCAGCAGCAGUUUACUCAGCAGGGCAACCAGGGCCAGUUUGGACCCAUGAUGAUGAGCAGCUCCAUGGGUGGACCAGGUCCAGGCAGCGGGGCCAGUGUAGGACAGAUGGGUCAGAUGCCCGGACAGAUGCAGGGACAAAUGGGCAUGAACCCCAUGGGGAUGGGCAGAAUGCCAGUGGGACCUGAUCAAAAGUAUUGCUGAGGGCGUGAAAUGGGCAAAUUCCAUCAGUGACAGAACGAUCUACGCCAGGAGAAAAGUUUCACCCACACACCUCAUGCACGAGACCAUGAGCACACCACACAACACCCUGCGCCAGUUAGACAGAAAAAGCGUGCCAGGUCUCAUCCCCUACUGGAGCUUGCCCACCUGCAGCAAGGCAGCUUAUACUGAGGGUGUGUGCACGCUUGUUCUUGUGGUUUUGCGUGGAAGACGUGGAGCUGUGUGUGUUCAGGCUGAGACGUGGACUGGGACUACGGUACAGUGGUCUGUGGCUGCACUUUAGCUGAAGGCUUGUGUACGGAAAAGCAGCGCUGCAAUAUUUCUUCCUUAUUAACAGCCUUAGUCAAGAUUCACGGCCUUCACCACAGCUGGGCUCUCUUUUUUCUUUUUAUCUCUUGGAUGCGCCUCAUAAAGGUCAUUGGAGGCUAUAAGCACACUUCUUCACACAGAUCAUAGCAAUAACACUUGCCUCUUCACUUUAGACUGUAACUGAGCAUCUCGCCCCCUGUUGUAAACCAGAAGGUACUGCGGUUUUAGAAGUCACAUUGUCUUCUGUGAAUAUGAAUUGUAAAUACAGAAUAUAUCAUCUUUUUAAAGGCCCAUUUUAUUGCACAAAGGAUGAGACCUGGUUGUAUUUUUGUGUUGUGUAGGUCAGUUUGCUUUGUUUAAUGCCUUUGCAAAUGUUGCAGGCAUGUUUGAGGGAUUUGUUUUUCCAUGUUUGGCAUUUUCUGAAUGCUGUAUUUUUUUUCUUAGUUAUACUAAUUCUGUAUUUUACGUUUCAGCGAGGCACUUUGACGUGUGAUGAGUAACAGAGCUGAAGUUUGAACUUUCCGACUAUCAAAGGUUGUAUUGGAAGGUGUCAGAGGUGAGCUCUGUCUGAACAGAUUUAAAGGAGAAGUCGGUGAGAAAACAACCAAUGUGCUAUUGUGGUUGACAGGUGAUACGUGAAAACAGGAACAUCCUUGCAGUGUUCACUCCACCGUGUCCGUGUUGUAAUUCUCACAGAAUCUACCUUUUCAACAUGCGCAAACCCAAAGAUAUUUUUCCACAUCUUUGUAUAGUUUCCGAGGUUGCUGGUGUACAUUUUUAUAAUAUGCUUUAUACUGUGCUGGUGGAGAAUGGGUACAUAUCGUGGAUCUGUGAAAGCAUUUGAUGGUUACUGUAGGAACGAGGGGAAUUUAUUCUGCAAAGAGGCCGACAGGAAACCGGCAGUGGGACGUGAAAUGGACUAAAAACCCGAGCCCACAUCAAACGUCUGGCACGGAGAGAAAAAAGAAAACUAAAUAUGUUUUGCUGUGAAAUAGAUUAAAAUCCACUUCGACAUAUCAAUCUUCUAUUUUUCAGGAAGCAAAUUCAUUUUAUUUCCACAUUUUGUUACUUCAGGAAAAAAAAGAA
Messenger RNA from Thalassophryne amazonica, 6198 nucleotides. It is a transcript of the gene ncoa3, whose product is annotated as nuclear receptor coactivator 3. The record is from RefSeq and is a predicted model, not a curated record. Gene Ontology annotation, biological process: cellular response to hormone stimulus; positive regulation of transcription by RNA polymerase II. The coding region runs from base 223 to 4785 and encodes 1520 amino acids. Gene Ontology annotation, molecular function: protein dimerization activity; nuclear receptor binding. The transcript is spliced from 24 exons. Gene Ontology annotation, cellular component: nucleus. NCBI's taxonomy places the organism in Eukaryota, Metazoa, Chordata, Actinopteri, Batrachoidiformes, Batrachoididae.